ACUGAGUUCAGGCGACUAAAUCCCUUGCUAGCAUGAACACAACUGGCGGUUGCAUGUCAUCCAUGCCGUUAGGUUACGACUCCAUCUUACGAGCUCCUUACAUCGCCGCCGAGCUGCUAAUAGCACUGGCCGCAGUCAUCGGGAACCUCCUGGUGUGUCUGGCAGUGAGGUGGAAUCGGAAACUCCAGACCGUCACCAACUACUUCCUGGUGUCGCUGUCGGUAGCAGACAUCUUGGUGGGGCUGUUAGCGAUUCCCUGUGCCGUGCUGACGGACCUGGGUCGACCCCACAACGACCUGCCCCUCUGCCUGGUCCUGCUCAGCAUACUCAUGGUGCUCACCCAGAGCUCCAUCCUCAGCAUGCUGGCGGUGGCAGUGGAGCGCUACGUUGCUAUCCUGCGUCCCUUCCACUACCAGCGGGUCAUGAGCCCCAGGAACGCCCGGUUGGCUCUGCUCCUCACCUGGAGUCUGGCGCUAGUCUCGGGCUCCGUGCCCAUCAUGGACUGGCAAAGCCAGAACCACGACGCUGGCUACUGCCUCUUCACCUGCGUGGUGGACAUGUCCUACAUGGUCUACUUCAACUUCUUCGGCCUCCUCCUCCUCCCGCUGCUCGUCAUGUUCAUCAUCUACGCCCACAUCUUCUACACCAUACGGCACCAGCUGCGACGCAUCGCCGUGGCCAGGGGGUCGCCCUCCGAGGCCGGCCCCACGCCCUCGGCGGGGGUCUCCGUCACCGGGGACGGGGGUACGCGAGGCCCCGAGACACGGGGCGACGGGGCCGAGCAGGGGGCCCCCACCCUGGGUGCUGCGGACUCCGGGCUGGGUGGGGCCGCUGUCGGGGGGAGUGGACAAAGAAUCACCCCGAGAAGCGUUGGUGCCGAGGUGGUGGGCUUCUCUUCCAGGGGGGCCACUCGGUUCAGGUUUGGAGAGGGUAAGAGGGUCAGGGUUGGGGCUGCCGUGGACGGACCAGAUGCAGUGGUUGAGGAGGAGGAGGAGGAGGAUGGACACGCCAGGUUAAAGGCUGUCAUGGGGGGAGCUGAAGCUGGGGCGAAGAGAGCUCGGAGCAGGCCUAUGGACCGGGCCUCCAGAGGGGGCGUUGGUAAGACGACACCCAGGUUAGAGGCUCUGCGCGAGGCAGGGGGCGCGCGAGAACCAGACCCGGGUGAACCAGCAGGCGCAGCGGCCUCCAAACAAACGGCAAGCGGGACUCGAACCCAGUCCUUUGGACCGCUCAUCCAAACAAAGACUACUACCGUGAUCCGGAAGAUGUCGAGGCAGUCUACUAGGACUUCCUGCUCCGGUUCGGACGACCGCUCCUCGGGGUCGACAGUAGAGUCCAACAAACCCAGCACUGCGCGAGCCCGACUGGAAAUCCAGAAGGCCACCUCCCUCUUCCUGGUGCUCUUCCUGUUCAUGGUGUGCUUGAUGCCCAUCCACCUCAUCAACUGCCUCCUGCUGCUCCGGCCGCAGUGCCCCGUCCCCAUGAGCAUCACACUGGCGGCCAUUUUGUUGUCUCACGCCAACUCGGCGCUGAACCCCCUGCUGUACGCCUACAGGAUGAGGUCCUUCAGGCACACACUCAGAGGAAUGUGCUCGCGGAGAAGUUCACCAAAGCACCACUAGAGGGCAGUGAAGGGUUUCGUACAUACAGAACAUCGAGGUUUCUGUGAUAUGAUCUUAUGACACCUUUUCCCUCAAUUAUAGCUGAAAGGUGGCUCUUAAAUCUUACCUACAGCACCUUUUGACGGUUUUUUACUCGGUGUUACUUAAGUAAGUGAUGUGUGUAAAAACCAGGACAAUUACAAUUUGAAAUUACCAAGCCUACAGCAAGUUUUUGCUACACAAAUCUCAGAAUUCAGAUUUUAAACUUUUAACAUGUGGCCCAAAUUGUCUUUCGUAGCUUUUCAUACUGUAUAGUGAAACUUUUUUUGGUCUAGUGUCUUGUUUAUUAGAGACACUGUUUAGCUAAGAGACAGACAAAAACUGCAGAGCAUCAUUGACGAAAAACAUGAGCCAAAAUGAUCUUUCAUUAAUAACGGUUAACAACAACAUCACAACAAACACAUAAACACUUCAACAUAACUGCGUGCUUUAUUGAUAUACAGUAAAGCAUUUUAUAAUACAGUAGUAAGGCAUAUAUUUGGUGGAAUCUGAUAUGUUGUGGAGUAUCGAUGAGUAUUGAAGGGCGGAAGAAAAUGACAACAAAAAAAACAUGGCGGGGUUGGGGAGAAAGAAA
Gadus morhua (Atlantic cod) is the source of this 2235-nucleotide messenger RNA. Its product is annotated as adenosine receptor A1-like. The coding region runs from base 33 to 1622 and encodes 529 amino acids. Gene Ontology annotation, cellular component: plasma membrane. Gene Ontology annotation, molecular function: G protein-coupled adenosine receptor activity. The record is from RefSeq and is a predicted model, not a curated record. Gene Ontology annotation, biological process: G protein-coupled adenosine receptor signaling pathway. The transcript has 4 exons. NCBI's taxonomy places the organism in Eukaryota, Metazoa, Chordata, Actinopteri, Gadiformes, Gadidae.